ACAAUAAUUUCACCCAUUUUCCGCCAAAAGAAUAAAAUAAAAAAAAAGUUUACAGAGAGAGACAGAGAGAGAGAGAGAGAGAGAGAGAGGGAGCGCUCUCAACUUUCAUAUUCGAAGAUUCAAUAAGGCUUUGAUUUGAGGUGAAACUGAACCAAAAGGGGAAAAGUUGGUCGCCAUCACCACGAGCUCACUGUAAUUGUUUUGACAGAGAGAGGGAGAGGGAGAGAGAGGGAGAGGGAUUGAGCUGAUCUUGGUGGUGGUUGGUGGGUGGAGAGAUGGCGAUACUGUACGCGCUGGUAGCACGGGGAUCGGUGGUGCUGGCGGAGUUCAGCGCCACGUCGACGAACGCGAGCACAAUCUCCAGACAAAUCCUCGAGAAAAUUCCCGGCAACAGCGACACCCACGUCUCCUACUCUCAGGAUCGCUACAUCUUCCACGUCAAGCGCACCGAUGGCCUCACCGUCCUCUGUAUGGCCGACGAGACCGCCGCCCGGAGAAUGCCUUUCGCUUUCCUCGAAGACAUUCAUCAGAGAUUCGUCAGGACCUAUGGCCGCGCUGUUCAUUCGGCUCAGGCAUACGGCAUGAACGAUGAAUUUUCUAGGGUUUUGAGCCAGCAGAUGGAAUACUACACCAAUGAUCCUAAUGCCGAUAGGAUCAAUCGCCUCAAAGGUGAAAUGAGCCAGGUGCGAAAUGUGAUGAUUGAGAACAUUGACAAAGUUUUAGAAAGAGGGGAUCGCUUGGAAUUGCUGGUUGAUAAAACUGCUAAUAUGCAAGGGAAUACCUUCCGAUUUAGAAAGCAAGCUCGCCGUUUCAGAAGCACUGUGUGGUGGAGAAAUGUCAAGCUCACGGUUGCAUUGAUAUUCCUUGUGCUGGUGAUAAUUUAUGUUGUGCUGGCUUUUGUUUGCCAUGGCCUUGCACUACCCUCCUGCUUGAAGCGAUAGUGAGAAACAAGUGAGACUGGAAUGUGCUUCCUCUUCAUAUUCCUCCUCUUCUGGGUAUAUGGGAUUCUUCUAUUUAAACUUCCACUGUUGUAAGUUGUGUCAGAGUGUCAUUUCUAUGUGAUUUGAAAUGGCUCAGUUGUGUGUGUUAGCCCGUGGGAGUUUUGAACUGGUUCCGGUUGUAUGUUUGUUUUUCUUUUUUGGCCAAAAGGUUGUAUGUUUCUUAAAACCAUAGCUUGAUGAGUUUAUAUUUGUGGCU
This is a messenger RNA of Prunus avium (sweet cherry), 1197 nucleotides long. RefSeq names its product vesicle-associated membrane protein 711 (gene VAMP711). Lineage: Eukaryota; Viridiplantae; Streptophyta; Magnoliopsida; Rosales; Rosaceae. The record is from RefSeq and is a predicted model, not a curated record. Gene Ontology annotation, biological process: vesicle-mediated transport. Gene Ontology annotation, cellular component: membrane.